AUGGUCUUUUCUGUUAAAUUUGACCGCUUUAAAAGUGAGCAGGAAAUAAAUCUAAAGAUUCAAAAAAUUUUAAAAUAUCGGCCAGAGUAUACAAUCCUUCGUCAGAAUGGGCAAAGAAUCUAUACCCACUUGGAUUAUAUGAACAGGGCUUGUCCCCGAAACUGUGAGGUGUUCAUCGGUAAUCUCGCAAAAACUGUUUAUGAAGACGAAUUGAUUCCACUGUUUGAAUCAGCUGGCAAUUUGUGCCAGUUUCGAUUGAUGCUAGACUUCAUGAAUAAAACUCGAGGAUUUGCUUUUGCAUCUUACUUUAAAUCUGAAGACGCUGAAAACGCAAUAAAGAUCUUAAACGGCAGGACACUAAGAUCAGGUUUGAAAAUUAUCGUUUCUAAAUCUGUCGACAAUUGCAAGCUGUUUGUAGGCAAUAUACCGACGGACAAGACUAAGGCUGAACUAUUCGAAGCUAUUAAGUCAGCAAUUGAUGGUGUUGUGGACGUAAUUAUGUAUCCUGAGAAUUUUGAUCCAAAGAAAAAUCGAGGAUUCGCGUUUAUUGAGUUUGCGACACAUAAACAAGCUAGCCUGGCUAGAAGGCAGUUGACGCCGCAUAACCUCAUCCUUUGGAAUCGAGAAUUGUAUGUUAAUUGGUCAGAACCUAUUCCAGACGUUGAUCCUGAAACAAUGGCAAACGUGACCAAUUUAUAUUUAAGUAACAUACCCUCUGAAGAUCAUUCUACCGGCGCCAAAUGGAAUUAA
Messenger RNA from Diabrotica balteata, 750 nucleotides. The record is from the annotation of a GenBank genome assembly. Lineage: Eukaryota; Metazoa; Arthropoda; Insecta; Coleoptera; Chrysomelidae.